Messenger RNA from Triticum aestivum (bread wheat), 739 nucleotides. RefSeq names its product auxin-responsive protein SAUR36-like. NCBI's taxonomy places the organism in Eukaryota, Viridiplantae, Streptophyta, Magnoliopsida, Poales, Poaceae. Gene Ontology annotation, biological process: response to auxin. The coding region runs from base 83 to 514 and encodes 143 amino acids. The transcript has a single exon. The record is from RefSeq and is a predicted model, not a curated record.
UCAUCCACCAACUGAGCACUGCAACAUCCAUAGCUCACUUCUUCAGAUCUCCAGCUGAAAAUUCAAAGACCGAGAAUCAACUAUGGUCGGUGCCAAGAGACUUGCUCAAUUGGCAAAGAAGUGCCAGAGGGUGGACGCACUUGGGAGGAAGAGGCUCACAGUGUUGGCCAAACAAGAUCAAGACUGCUGCAAUUCAGUACCGGCCAGGGGCCACUGUGUCAUGUACACAGAUGAUGGGAGGCGUUUCGAGGUCCCAUUGGAGUACCUUGGCACGACGAUCUUUGGCGAGCUCCUGAGGAUGUCCCAGGAGGAGUUUGGCUUUGCGAUCGAUGGCAAGAUCACACUGCCCUGUGAUGCUGCAGUGAUGGAGUAUGCCAUAUGCUUGCUAAGGAGAAAUGCCUUCACCGAGGUCGAGGUCGAGAGUGCAUUCCUGAGUUCUAUGGUGGCGUCUUGCCACUACAUGGGCUGUGAGAUGCCUACUGUCGGAGCCAGCAACCAGAUUUGUUGUUUGUAGCUUCUGAAGAACAUGCAUGAAGAGGCCCUGAUGCUGUCUUCUGUCUUGUGUAGUUUGCCUGGAUGGUGUAAGAUAGUUAGCCAACAGACACUAGGAGCAGAAAAAUUGUAUAUAUAGCAAUGCAACAAAGCAGUAUUAUGGCCACCAGCAGUAUGCAUUCUUCUCUUACAUUUCAGUUUUGUACAAGUGUAUAAUAUACCAACAAUGGUUGCUAUUAUUUUUAGA